Molecule: messenger RNA, 608 nt
Organism: Schizosaccharomyces octosporus yFS286
Lineage: Eukaryota; Fungi; Ascomycota; Schizosaccharomycetes; Schizosaccharomycetales; Schizosaccharomycetaceae
Product: nascent polypeptide-associated complex beta subunit
Exons: 2
Coding region: 70-531 (153 amino acids)
Cellular component (GO): cytosol; nascent polypeptide-associated complex
Source: RefSeq, a predicted model, not a curated record
CAACAUUUGACCCAUAAUGGAAAUGUCCUUCCACAACCAAAUACUCAAGUUUUGGUCAAAUAGAUAAAAAUGGAUCCCUCAAAGUUGGCUAAGUUGCAAGCUGGUGCUCGUAUUGGUGGUAAGGGUACCCCUCGUCGUAAGGUCAAAAAGCCUGCCAAGUCUUCUGCCGGUGCUGGCGAUGACAAGAAGGUUCAAGGUGCUUUACAGAAAUUGAACAUGCAAACUCUUCCUGGUAUCCAAGAAGUUAAUAUGUUCAAGGAAGAUGGUGGUGUCAUCAACUUCCGUUCUCCCGCUGUUCAAGCUUCUCUUCCCAACGAGACUGUCGCUGUUUAUGGUAGACCCGAAGAGAAGUCUUUGACCGACAUCCUCCCUGGCAUCUUGAACAACCUUGGUCCCGAGUCUCUUACUGCUCUCCGCCAAAUGGCUGAGCAACUCAAGGUUAGCGAAGGCAACGAAAAGGGUGCUGCCGGUGAGUCUGGCGACAACGCUGACAUUCCCGACCUUGUUGAAAAAUUUGACGAACAAGACUAAAUUACCAACGAAAAUAAUUCAUGUUGAUUGCGUUAAUUGUACGUUGUAUACGAAAAUUGUUCGUAGAGUAAGGAAUC